Messenger RNA from Phytophthora infestans T30-4, 750 nucleotides. RefSeq lists its product as uncharacterized. NCBI's taxonomy places the organism in Eukaryota, Oomycota, Peronosporomycetes, Peronosporales, Peronosporaceae. The transcript is spliced from 3 exons. Bases 1 to 750 code for a protein of 249 amino acids. The record is from RefSeq and is a predicted model, not a curated record.
AUGGUGGCGCGGAAAUGGUUCCUGCUCGUGGGCGAGAACGGCAAGGAUCUCACAUCGACGACUUCUGUCGGGGUGGAUGUUGAAGAUGUGGAUACGUUGCGGGAUGCGGUGAAGGAGAAGCUCAGAGACAGCCACCUAGCAGGGAUUGCUGCGUCCGAUCUCACAGUCUUUGCGAACCGGGCGGACAUGGUGUCUCUGGCGUUGAAGGAAGGUAUUGAAGCUGUUGAAGUUGUUGCUCGCAGCUCUCUGCUGGACUUUGCGAUUUUGAAGUCGUCCAAACCCAGAUCAUUCUUCAUUCCUCCAUGGAAUGGAAGACCAGAUGAACUAAGAGGACGCUAUGAUCUUGUGUUGGCAUCGUAUCGACUCGGUAUUGACGAAUACCAAGACGUGUUUAAGAAUCAACUGGGAUUUGCUCCGGUAGCCGGCAUCUCCAUCAGUGCUCACAGAAGACACAUCAUGUAUUCGUGCCCAACGUACGCUGGAGAUUCUGGUGCUGCACUUCUUAUCAAGGAUGGAUUUCUUGUCGGUAUCCAUCUGGAAACGAUCAAUGCACUCCGCGAAGAGAUGGACCGCAAGAAAACCGUCAAGGAUCGCUUGAAUGAUGUGGAGGAGUCUCUGGACAACAUUGCGAGAAGCGGACUAGCGCAAGGCUGCUCAGGUCUUUUGGUUCAUGAGUUCAAGGACGUAGUGAGCGAGUACUGGACGCAAGCCGAACACAAUGCCUCUCGCAACAAUGAGCUCGUCAUCUAA